Molecule: messenger RNA, 255 nt
Organism: Arabis nemorensis
Lineage: Eukaryota; Viridiplantae; Streptophyta; Magnoliopsida; Brassicales; Brassicaceae
Source: the annotation of a GenBank genome assembly
AUGAAAAGGAGAAGCCAAGAGGGAGGACUUCUUGACUUGGUUCCUGACAUAGGCAGACUAGAAAGACAGAGUAAAGCGGAAGCACAAGCUAGAAAGUUGAAAGAAAUAGAGGAUAUGGAGUAUCCUCAAGCUGUACCACUAGUUGUAAACCCCAACAAUGCUAAUCCUAUUCCAUUGAGGGAGCAUGUUCAAGCUGCAGGAAACCAACCAAGGGCACCACCACUAGCUCAUGGAGCUGCUCAGGCUGAUAUAUAA